Molecule: messenger RNA, 1546 nt
Organism: Prunus avium (sweet cherry)
Lineage: Eukaryota; Viridiplantae; Streptophyta; Magnoliopsida; Rosales; Rosaceae
Source: RefSeq, a predicted model, not a curated record
UUUCGUGGUAUGUAAAUUACACAAUUUUCAAGUAUUUAGCUCCGAAUAUAUCCAUUGAAUUUGUUUCUCAACUCCAAUGAACACAUAUUAGGCUUUAAAUUGGUGAUUAAGGAAGUAGUUUGCGAAGUCCAAGUUCCAGUCCGACUGAGAAAAUCUGCCGCAAGAGCCUGGAUCCUAGAGCAGAGCACUCUCUCUGAGCCUCUGAGCCUCUGAGCUUGGCUUGGCCGCUGCCAUAGUUUUAACAAAAGAAAGAAGAAGAAGAAGAUGAUGAUGGAGGUACUGGAAUUUGUAAUGUCCGUGGAAUUCUGGAGAAUGUCGGUGCUCUGGACAUUCUGUCUCCUCAUCUCUUACUGGAAGCUCAUUGCUUCAUAUUCUUGUUCUUCCAAACCACCACCUUCACCUUCAGCAUUUGGACAUAGGCCUCUCUGCAUUAUCACUGGUGCAACGUCUGGAUUGGGUGCGGCUGCUGCCCAUGCUCUCUCCGCCCGUGGUUUCUUCGUGAUUCUUGUUGGACGCUCAUCCCACUUGUUAGCAAAGACGAUGAUGGACAUCAAAACUCAGAAUAAGAAUGCACAUCUCAAAGCAUUUCAGGUUGAUCUCGCAUCAUUCGGCUCAAUUCUCCAGUUCAAAGCCUCCCUACAGAAGUGGCUUUCUGACUCAGAGAUGCACUCUUCCAUACAACUCCUUAUAAACAAUGCCGGGAUACUCGCAACUUCUUCCAGACUCACUUGUCAGGGCUACGAUCAGAUGAUGGCUACAAAUUACUUAGGUGCAUUCUCUCUGACCAAACUAUUAUUACCACUUCUCAGAAACAGUCCAAUUCCUUCCCGUAUAGUGAAUGUAACGUCCUUCACACACCGAAGUGUAUUGAAUGUACAGGUUAACAAGGACAUUGUAUCUGGGAAUUGCUUCAGCAGAUCAAAACGGUACCCAUAUGCUCAUGUCUAUGAGUAUUCCAAACUAUUCCUGCUGCUCUUCUCCUAUGAGCUUCACCGGCAACUUGGCUUGAUGGAUAUCUCUCGUCAGGUCUCUGUCAUUGCUGUGGAUCCUGGAGUUGUGGAAACCAACAUCAUGCGAGAAGUUCCCUCGUGCCUAUCCAGUCUGGCUUUCAUAGUUUUGAAACUUCUGGGCCUGUUGCAGUCACCUGAAAUUGGGGUUAGCUCCAUUCUUGAUGCAGCACUCGCCUCACCAGAAACAUCUGGCGUAUACUAUUUUGGUGGAAAGGGUGGGACCGUGAACUCCUCUGUGCUUUCGUAUAAUGCCAAACUUGCCAAGGAACUUUGGAAUGCAUCAAGUGAUCUAUUUUUAGAGUCAGAGCUUGCUUCCAAGGAAACCAUUUCUGUAUCAGAUGGUAAAUCAUAGGUAGAAUUGCGUGCACAUAUAUGGACAGAGGCAUGUGACUCUUUUUAACAGUAAAUUAGAUGAAUUUGGUUGUUGAAAAAAGAUUAGGAGGCAAAUCGAAAAUUAGCUACGAACUCCACAAUCAUCCACAAUCAUGACACGUGUACAAGAUAUCUGUGUACAUAAUUUAUCCAGGUUUUUUCAA